Molecule: messenger RNA, 1406 nt
Organism: Caenorhabditis elegans
Lineage: Eukaryota; Metazoa; Nematoda; Chromadorea; Rhabditida; Rhabditidae
Gene: K03H6.1
Product: G-protein coupled receptors family 1 profile domain-containing protein
Exons: 9
Coding region: 91-1362 (423 amino acids)
Biological process (GO): signal transduction; G protein-coupled receptor signaling pathway
Cellular component (GO): membrane
Molecular function (GO): G protein-coupled receptor activity; G protein-coupled peptide receptor activity
Source: RefSeq, marked reviewed
AAAUACCCAUCUCUUUGCCAAGUGAAUUUCCGAGUUGUAUAUAUCAAUUUGAAAAUUGAUUUCUUUUUGCCUCGUCCGUGAAACUUUUUUAUGGCAUGCUUGAAAAAAGCACAACUUUUAUUUUUUAGAGACCCCCUGAGUCGAUUCAUUUGGCAAUACGUAUUCCCACUCCAAUUCGCGUUAGGACUCCUUGGAAAUUCUCUGAAUUUGUGGGUGCUCGCCAGUGAUGAAGUACCCAAUAUUGCUAGUGAUAUGCUAGCAGCAGUUUCAUUUUGUGAUUUGGCAUUUUUACUGGUUAUGUUACCCAAUUGUCUGGCCGCAUUUGACACAAUUGCAUACAAUGUCUCGUUCAGGUAUUUCUACCUGAACACCAAACAACACAUGUCAGCAGUGGCGAACUGGAUGAGUGCCGCUGCGAUUUGGCUAAUCCUAGCAGUAUCCAUCGAACGCUACCUGAUCGUCCGAUCGCCGUUCCGCGCCAAACUCUAUUGGCAACGUGGAAAAAUGGUGGUGGUCCUGUCGUCGAUCUUCGUGACAACCGGGUUGCUCACAGUAUACCACCAUUUUGAAUGGGACUGUGUGAUCGAGGAGUUCUGUAACGGUACACAGCUUCUCGACUUUUGCUACUACUCUGGGAUGCGGCACCAGAAAACGUAUCGGAACAAAGACUGGGUGACGCCAAGCAAUGUGAAGAAGGUCUACCUGAAGUUUUCCACGUUUUUGAACGCGAUUUUGGUUGUAUUCGUCCCAAUAGUUUUGGUCAUAGUUCUGAAUAUGCUUAUGAUUCGGCAGUUGAAGAUAAACUGGACAUCACCAAGAUUGGAGUCGAUGAGAGGAGCCAUGACUAGGAGCCACGUGCGUCAACGUCAACGAGUAGCCGUUACAGUCAUCGCCAUCGGGCUCUGUUUUUCUCUAACCCAAGGACCAUCUGCAUUCAUGGCUCUUUACGAACUUUUUUCCGAAUACGAACUCGGGCAUACUUUCUACGCGAUUUUUAGCAUAACGAAUUCGCUGGUGGUCACUGGUAAAACGAUCAACUUUAUUUUGUUCUGCCUGUCAUCGGAACAUUUCCGGCAGAAAUGUUUCAAGGCGAUCUAUCGGAAAUUUCCAAAGCUCUCCCAAAGCAGUAUCGGCAAGCGAUUUCUCGACCAUCAACGCUCCAACUCGUACGAUCGAUCCUCCUCGCUGCGCACCGUCCGCUCACGGCGUGGCUCUGCAACUACACUUCCAGGUGUCAACCGAGACACCUUGCUGCUCCCGCCAUCCGAAGAAUGCGCGACGUGCUCACUUUCAGUGUCGAGACAGAACAUCUCAUAUCGGACAAGGUUGCACUCGGAGCCUUCGGUCUCAUCCGAACGUUAGUUGUUGUAUAUAUAUGUAUGUGAUAAAUUUGUUUUGAAAACAAA